AUGGGAAAUGCGAAAUUGGGUUCGCAAGAGCCAGCUACUACUUUCACUCAGCCACCUAACACCAAUCAUUCAGUCUCUCCUGCUGAACCUAUCACUAUGCCUAGAACCAAUUCACACUCUAUUCCACCCUCUAGUGAUACACACUCUCCCCUUUAUUCUCCAGUUCCAAUUCUGUCUAAUAGUCCUAUUCCCAUUCCACUUCCUCCAAUCAGAAAGUCAAAAAGGAUCACUCAGAAGCCUGCAUAUUUGAAUGACUAUGUGUGUAAUACUAUUAUUCUUUCUGAUCUUACCUCUUCCUAUUUCAUUCAACCCUCCAAGCCUAGUGUGUUUUCUUUUGGUGCUCUUUCACUCAACAACCAAAAGGUACUUCAAACACUAUCUACUACUUCAGAACCAAAUAGUUUUGCUCAAGCUUCUGCACAUCCAGUGGCAGUAAAGAAAGGAUGGAAAGUUUCUCAAUUGGAUGUUAAUAAUGCUUUCCUACAUGGGGACUUACAGGAAGAAGUGUACAUGAGAUUUCCUGCAGGACUUGUUCCCCCUAAGCCUAAUCAAAAAGAUGGCCUAAUUUCCAUUUUAGCUGUUUAUGUAGAUGAUAUAUUACUUACAGGAGCAGCAGUCUCUUCUCCUUUGGAUCCAUACUGCAAACUUCAGGUAGACCAAGGCACACCAUUAGAGGAUCCUACUGUUUAUCGACAUUUAGUAGCGGCUUUGCGUGUCUUGAGAUAUCUGAGAGCAGAUCCUUCCCAAGGGAUCUUCUUCUCUGCUGAUCCUUCCUUUGAUUUGAUUGCUUUUUGUGAUGCGGAUUGGGCGGCGUGUAGAGAUUCUCGUCGUUCAGUAAGCGGAUUCUUUAUCACUCUCGGUGGUGCUCCAAUUUCUUGGAAAUCGAAGAAACAAAUCUCCAUUUCUUUAUCCCAGCAGAAGCGGAAUACAAGUCUAUGA
Messenger RNA from Nicotiana attenuata, 939 nucleotides. RefSeq lists its product as uncharacterized. The coding region runs from base 1 to 939 and encodes 312 amino acids. The record is from RefSeq and is a predicted model, not a curated record. The transcript has 6 exons. Lineage: Eukaryota; Viridiplantae; Streptophyta; Magnoliopsida; Solanales; Solanaceae.